Messenger RNA from Dioscorea cayenensis subsp. rotundata (Guinea yam), 1576 nucleotides. RefSeq lists its product as uncharacterized. The coding region runs from base 229 to 1113 and encodes 294 amino acids. The record is from RefSeq and is a predicted model, not a curated record. Lineage: Eukaryota; Viridiplantae; Streptophyta; Magnoliopsida; Dioscoreales; Dioscoreaceae. The transcript is spliced from 10 exons.
GCUCUCCCUUCCUCGCUUCGGCGUUCUCACCGAGGACUCUCCGGCGAUGGUCGGAACUGGGAAACGCCGGCAGGAGUGGGGGCUUUUGGUGUUUGGCAUGAUGAAUUCUGGUGUUUUAUUUUGUGGAAUAAAAAGGAUCUAGUUUGUAACAUAUGUGGUGAUGUUGGCUACGCAGACUAUAUUGCAACUUGUUGUCACUGCAAGCGAGUCUCAGAACAUAUCUAUUGUAUGCAAAACAAACUUUAUGAGAUCCCUGAAACAUGGACUUGUGAGCAAUGCCCAUCUGUUGUUUCGAAGUGUAAAAAAAUUGAGAUUACAUCUUCGAACGUGAAAAGGUUGAAACCUGAUGAUAAACAAAGUUACAAGGAAAACUUUCGGCAACAUAAGGCUCAGCUGCUGCAACAUGAGCGGAUUGGUCCCUCAUCAGUGAAGGCUCACCCUGCUGAUAGAAGAACUUCAGUUACUAGGGAUGUACAAAAACAAUUAACUGGCUCUGCUUUUCCAAGUCCAAGCACAAUUGACAAGGCUGCGGAGAAGUGUUUGCCUGUUAAAGAUGUUUCGGCACAGACAUUUGGGGGAAAAUCAACAGUGUCCAAUAUAAGUCCGAGCCUGGGUGCUUCAGUUGCUCGAAUGAAUCAGCAUAAAAUCAUAUGUUCCAAGAAUUUGAACCUGUGCAAGACCCUCUAUCAGCCAAAAGAGGAAGAUACUGAUGCUAAUGAAAAGUCAGGGAGCGUGUGUAAUUAUGGAACUUCAGGGAAAGAUUCUCUUCCAGCUCUGAUUAAGACUGAGCCUUGCGAAGAGGGCACAUAUCCCCAAAUGUGCAAGCCCUUGGAUCAUACGGAUCAUAUACUAUCUGCAUACUGUGCUGAUGUGCCUACCUUGGGUAUUAACAAUGCUCCAUAUCAUUCACCAAUCAAGAAGUGUUCUGGUCAAAACAUUCAGAAAAGAAGCUGCCCUUACUGGUUGUAUCAGAUGGUGCACCUUCAAACUUCUUUUCAACAGAAACUGCAUGGAUGGGAGAACUUGAAAUUUUUGGUGUCGUUCCUUAUGUUUGUGAAGGAGUCGAAGCUCGUCUUCCAAGUAAAGUAUGCCUUUUUGCAUAUGAGCAAUUGAAACAGAUGCCGAUUAAAGUAAAAUUGAAGCCUGUGCACCGCUUGGAUGUCUGGCCAAAACCUUUUCCAAGUGGAUCCUCCUAUGGUUGGUGACAUCGCGUUCUUUCUCUUUCCUUGUGAAUUCCAAAGGCUCAAAGAGAAGUACUCUCAACUCAUUGAACAAAUGAGCAGUGGCGAUUUAGCAUUGCAAACUCGUAAGGAUGCUGUUGAAUUGCUGAUAUUUACAUCUAAAGAGCUGCCCAAGGAUGCCAACUUCACAGGAUUUCCUGUGAAAAACUUCUUGUGGGGAGUAUUUCGACACUUAAAACCGAAGAAGCAAUGCAACUAACAAGCAACAGAAGAAGAAGAAGGUGAGAAUAUACCAGUAUUUGUGCAGCAUUACUUGAAAGUGAAUAUGCUAGAUUUCCUUCAUGUAAAACCUUUUCAAUGCUUCAGAGACAAAGCAUUUACUCUUUGUUUUUUCA